AUGGACAAAGCAUAUUGCUUCCCUAAUUCCCUUGCUCAUCAGUCAGUCCCUGCUCAUCUCCUCCAGUCCUCCAUUCGUCGAUUGCAGAGAACUUUGCCGUUGUCGUUGUUUGGGGAAGAGGAGGAGGAGAGAGACGAGCAGGCGAGUCAGGAUUUGAUCGGGUUGACUGAGAAUGAGGGAUUUGGGAGAAAGGAGUCGAAUUUGAAUGUGAAGAAGGGUGGGAUUGAUGAUUUGAUAUCCAAUUUGUAUGUUCAGAACGGGUCGGGUCCGAAUUCGGAUAUAAAUGGGAGCUCGAAUUCGAGUGGGGCAAAGUUGAAUGAGGAAGAAGGGAAUGGGGAUUUUGAUGAGGAGGAUGAUGAUGGAUGGGAAUUCAAGGCUGCAGAGCCAGAGCAAAGGGGUGAAAAUGAGAAUUCAAAGGGACAAGGGGUUGUGGAAGUAGCAGAGGUGAGAGCAGAAUCAAGUACAUUCGUUAACGGAGGAAUCUAGGCGGGUAUUGUUUAUUGUUAGAUUACUUUCUUAUGAAUGUUUUCGUGCAUAUACGCCAUUUUCCAAUUUGCUUGAAGAAUCUAGCGCCAGUUAGCUAAUGUAACAGUUCUAUAUUUUGUAAGUGUGUUGUGUGAAAAUUAGCCCAAUCUACUUUCGAAUCCUGGUUCCGUCCCUGGCUGUACCUCGUACAAUAUUAUCCCUCCUCGAUCGGAUAGUUGAAGUGCUUGCCUUGUUAUCCUGGCCUCAAGUUUCUCUUCAAGUUGGUUUCCAUCAUUUGGAAAUUGAAGGUGAUGCCUCAACUACUGAAGAUCUCGGUUGGGAAGGUCACUUCUUGGAUGAAAUCAAGAUCCUAAUUAGUUUGCUUUCUUUUUGUCGUCGGUGUUUUGUUCCUCGUCCUUGUCAUUUUGUUGCUCCUAGGUUAGCUAACUUUGCUACUUCCCUGUCACAAAAUUUCUUCUGGUUUCAUCUUGUU
Molecule: messenger RNA, 958 nt
Organism: Fragaria vesca subsp. vesca
Lineage: Eukaryota; Viridiplantae; Streptophyta; Magnoliopsida; Rosales; Rosaceae
Exons: 4
Coding region: 1-486 (161 amino acids)
Source: RefSeq, a predicted model, not a curated record